GUUUCCUUCUUCCUUCUUCCUUCCGUCAUAGGACGAGAGAAGUGACGCCUCAUUCGUUCAGAGAGACCUGAGAGAAGGACGCAGAAACCAGGCCAGGCCUCAAGUACCAAUCCUGUUGCUUGAAAACCAAACUGAAAAGCACAAAAUGUCUGCAGACCGAGACAGCAUCAUGCCCGCGUACGAGGACGUCAGGAAUGAUUCAUCUGAAACUACAUGGGCUGCAUUCUCAUAUUCAGAAGAUGGAAAGACCAUUGCUUUUGAUGAGAGUGGAAAUGAUUACUCGCAGUUUUUAGCAAAGCUGAAUGAUGAUAAUCGUGUGUAUGGAUUUGUACGGAUGGAAACUGGAGAUGAGAUGAGCAAAAGAGCUAAAUUUGUCUUCAUAACAUGGAUUGGCAAAAAUGUCUCAACAUUAAAAAAAGCGAAAGUUAGCACUGAUAAGGCAUUUGUGAAACAAAUUUGCAAUAAUUUCGCUGUUGAAAUAUUGGAAAGUGACAUUGAUCAACUUUCUGGUGAAAAUGUCCUAGCAUUGGUUAAAAAGGCUGGUGGUGCUAAUUAUGGGACUGGUGUACGAGAUUAAAUUUUUGCUCUGCUGAUGAUCGUAAACUACAGACUUUUCUUUGCAUAGAUCUUUACCAAAACUUCUAACGAAAACUGACAAAAAGGUUGUGAUUUAGAGAAGUGAUUUAUUCAAAAGUUGAGAUAUGUUCCUAAGAUAAGAAAAAGAAUUAAAGGAACUGCUGUAGAAAAGGAUAAAUCAGAAUAUUCUUAAAAAAGGAUAAGUUGAUUUUUAUUUUUGUCUGCACUUCAUCUAAGUUACAUUUUAUGAUGCCCGCAUCAAGUUUUUUCUAUAUAAAAUGUAGGAAUUAGGAAACAUUUAAAGAACAUUUGAAAUCAAAGAUAUUGGAGAGUCUGUCCCUAGACUUUUUUGGAUUUAAACUUUGAAAGUACCAGUAGGUGAUUUUUUGAAAGUCUUUUUAAUGUGUCCCUUUCUACUGUGUUGAACCCAAUAAACGCCUAUAUUUGUUAAUUUCAUAGUAUCUUGCAAUUUAAAUUUGUCUUUAAAUAACUGGGAGAGUGUUGUAUUUCUAAGAUACCAUUUGUAGUUAUCACUGAGAAUCAGAAAUAACAUUUUUUGCUAAGAUAAUAGAAGACUCUUUUAUAA
This is a messenger RNA of Rhopilema esculentum, 1162 nucleotides long. Its product is annotated as coactosin-like protein. Gene Ontology annotation, cellular component: actin filament; cortical actin cytoskeleton; site of polarized growth. Gene Ontology annotation, molecular function: actin filament binding. NCBI's taxonomy places the organism in Eukaryota, Metazoa, Cnidaria, Scyphozoa, Rhizostomeae, Rhizostomatidae. The record is from RefSeq and is a predicted model, not a curated record. Gene Ontology annotation, biological process: regulation of actin filament polymerization.